AUGGAGUUAAUAGUUUCCAUACAAUUAGUUACAGAUUUAUGUUUAUCCGAGCCGAGCAAGAUAUCGCCGCUGAGUCAGCAGCUCCCGGAUCGGGUUCAGGCCACCUCAGUCAGUCCAGUCGUUGCCAGCAUCCGCAUCGCAUCGUCAUCGUUGCACUGAAACAGGAUCAGUCCGCGCGGGCAGAUGGUGUCAUUAAUGCAAUAAUAUACCGCGCUUGGUUCCACGCUGUCUUUCGUUCGCUGAAUGACCCAGCUUGUUGUGUACUAGCUGUUUGUGCUUGUGUUGACUGGAUUGCCCAGCGAAUUCUGCCGUCAUCUCCCACCUCCACCUCGCUCCACAUAUCUCCCCCGUCCGUCUUCCAGCCGUCAAAUUCUGAUCGCAUUGUUGGCAUCUCCCCCAGCGCCUCCGGACGUUCAUCCGUAACUCCAAACGACGAGGAGUCUGAGGAGAUUGGAAACCUAGAAGCCAGGAUGUCGACAGAUACCAAGCCUAGGAAUAUAGACGGCGUAGAUGGGUUGAGCAGCGCAUCCAGCAGCGAUGUGCAGACUAUCGUUCUUCAUAUCGUAUCUCCAUCCCUUCAGAACCGGGUUACUCUGAACAACGUUCCUCUUGCAAUCAAGAUCCUAGAGUUGAAGACUCGACUGUCUGAAGCGUUACCCAACCACCCUCGCCCAGAUGUACAGAGACUCAUAUAUAGGGGAAAGCCUCUGUUGAACAAUGAAGACCAGCUAGGCAAUAUUGUCGCACCUGCAGACGGUCGGGUGCACACAAUGCAUCUUGUUCUUCCCCCUAGCCAAGUGAGAGUUACCAUUCCUCCUCCACCAAAUCUCGCCCCAGAUCUCCCGAACCCCGGCCUGCCGAACCCUCAACAGGAGCCAUCCGGCUUACGCCUUCGGACAAGCGGCACAAGCCACACUGACCCAACAGCACCGCGACCACAAGUGCAAGCACAGUUCAACUCUGCAACUGCCGCCAACCAGGUAGCUACUCUACGCCAGCAGGUCAUAGCACAACAUCAGCAUCUGGCUGCGCAAAUCGCUCAGAACGCACGGUUGCCAUCCACUAAUCGCCCCGCACAAGCCGGACUUUCCACAGCGAUAAAUCCGGCCGGUAUCCCAAUACAGAAUAACAUUGAUUCGCCAUUAUAUGUUGAUGUCAACUCACCUUUAUAUGGUACGAGAUUUGGGUUGUCGACGCCGAACCUACAAAGCGAGCGGAUGAGUUCGAUACCCAGUAACCAAGAUCGCAACCCAUCGGACUCACAAUCAACCUCUUCGAGGGCCACAUUGUUCGAUUCCUCUGCAACCCAACCUUUCCCCAUUCAACGCACGGCAAGCUUUCCUCCCAGUCGUCCCACUUGGCUCGGUGAGACCGGAAUGGGCGUGGGAACUUUAGGUGAAAAUCGACGAAGAAUCCCCGCAAUACUUGAACAAAUACUCGGUAUGGAAAGCCAGGUACGGCGAGGCCAGCUUCCGACCAUUGAGAGUAUUUGUCGUACACGUAUUCAACUUUACCAAAUCCUGGAUGAACAGGAUCGCAAUCCACUUGCGCCAAGAGACAUCAUGCCUGAAAACCUUCUCGCUCGACUAUCGUCCCUUACUGCUCGGGUAGAUCAAAUAAGGCUUUUAAGAACCCGUUCCUUCACCUCUUCACCUCAAAAUUCCUUAUUUAACCCCUCACCCACUCUUCAAGAUCCCACGCAGACGUCCAUAUACUUAGUAUCUUCCCCAUCUGGCUACCAUGCAGUACUUCUUCCUCCAACUGGUGCGCCCGGACAGGGUACCAUUCAGCCGGGAACGCAGGCAUUCCAUGCUCAUAGGCCAACCAUUCACCCGCCCAUAACAUUUAUUCCACAUGAAGCGCCACAUGCGGCACCAAAUCCUAUGAUUAUUCCACCUGCGGUGAAUCAAGCCAUCUUGCAACAGCAGGAACGACAUCGAAUAUUUUUGGGCCCAGCGAAUUUCUCUCGGAUACUAGGACGGCUUUGGCUUUUCGUUAGACUUUAUUUCUUUUGCUACAUCUUCAGCGAAGAUGGUACAUGGUUCAGGAUUAUUUUGGUUUCACUUUCAGUCCUCACAGCUCUUCUAUCAGAAACGGAUUUACUACAGCGAGCACAACGUGCGGUUAUCGACCCAUUACACAGACAUCUCGAAAAUCUGUUGCCUGUGGAUACGCACCAGCCUCGAGACGCAGGUAGAGCGCGCAGAGGUGUAGACACAAAUGUCCCUCCUGUGCAUCCGAUGCAACCCAAUAACAUCAAUGAAGGACUUCGACCCGCAGUUGGAACGCAGCAUAACGGAGCUAUGGCCAACAGUCAACCGGCAGGUGCUUAUAAUAGGCUUAGGACGGCGGAACGAGCGUUUGCUCUUCUCCUUGCAAGUCUAGUGCCGGGUGUCGGGGAGCGCCGGGUGGCGGCUAGAAAUGCGGCAGAAGCCGCGAGACAAAAUGAAUUAGCCGCUGAAAGAGAGGCAGAGGAAAACCAGGCUAGGGAGCAGGGGAAUGAGGAAGCAGAAGCUCGUGGUGACCCAUCUGGUGAGGAGUCUGAGGACGCCGCAGUCCCGGAACUAGACCCACAACCCGCUCAUCCCACAGAUGACUUGGAAGAAGAUCGUGCCAUCGAAACAUGA
Molecule: messenger RNA, 2627 nt
Organism: Blastomyces gilchristii SLH14081
Lineage: Eukaryota; Fungi; Ascomycota; Eurotiomycetes; Onygenales; Ajellomycetaceae
Product: ubiquitin family protein
Exons: 3
Coding region: 39-2627 (862 amino acids)
Biological process (GO): endoplasmic reticulum unfolded protein response
Source: RefSeq, a predicted model, not a curated record